Messenger RNA from Salvia miltiorrhiza (redroot sage), 2822 nucleotides. RefSeq lists its product as uncharacterized. The transcript is spliced from 10 exons. NCBI's taxonomy places the organism in Eukaryota, Viridiplantae, Streptophyta, Magnoliopsida, Lamiales, Lamiaceae. Gene Ontology annotation, biological process: GPI anchor biosynthetic process. The coding region runs from base 427 to 2601 and encodes 724 amino acids. The record is from RefSeq and is a predicted model, not a curated record. Gene Ontology annotation, cellular component: membrane.
UCUUUGUCAAGCCCACAAACCGCUCACUGCUCUCUCUCGAACUGUCAUUCAGCAAUUGUCGCCGCCGCUGACGUGCACACCAUCAUCUCCCUAGCCUCACGCCCUCUGUCUUGCUUCAUCUGUCUCUAUCCUUGUUACAGAACACCCACACACCAAACACAAACCUUUCUUUACGAAUUUUCCGGCGAUAUCCGCCAUUUAACGUCGUGCUCCACUGCUCUGUUGCUGCAACAACACGCCGCCGACUCUGUUUAUCCCCACUGAUUUCGCCACCUCGCAUUCAAUUCAAGAUUCCUCACUAAAACAUUUGACGGCCGCCGCUCACCCAAAUUCCUUCGCCGUCCUCCGCCAACAGCUACAGAAGAUCUCGCUUUUCCGGAUAUCACAGUUCCACGACGGAUGCCGCGCGCCUAUUGAGGUGUAACAAUGGCAAGGAGAAGGAAUUGCAGGCUUUGGUGGCCGGCUGAUCUCUUCUCUCAAACUCCACCGGGUUUAAGUUUCUUAUUUGGAUGGUUCCUUCCCUCUUCCGAAGCUUCCAUCGAUGUUGUCGUGGCUUUCGCUUGCCAUCAGCACAAACUUGCUUCUUCACUUGAAUCCGGUUUGGAUCUCAUGGAAAUCCUUCAUAGGACGAACAAGAACAUGCCUACACUUCUUCAAGAGAAAAGCGGCUUCUCUCUUCUGGGAUAUUUUGAAGCAGAUUGUAGUGGCAACAACAAGCUGGCUAAUUGUGGAAAUGAUAGAAAUGGAGAUAUGAAACUAAACGGAAAUCAAAGUUCAAGUUCACUUGUGAGUAAUCAAGGGAGCUGGAGCUGUGGAUGCCUCAGACAUGACAGUAUAUUAGGACACGGUAGACUUGCUGCUCCAGAAAACUUGUCAAUCAAACUUGUAUACGUUCUUUCUGAAAGAAUGGACGGAAGAGUUCUUGCUAUCCCUAAAUUGGAUCAUCUACAUUUGAACGGAAAAAUCGAGUCCCAUCUAGAUCUCCACGUAAUAUUUUAUGAAAUACCAAAUAUUGGUGGUCACCAUUAUUCUCUGGGCGCUCACUUUUCAUCCAAUUUAGUAGCAUCCCCUAGCAAGAAACCCAAGUGGUUUGAGGAUCUUCACCAGAGAGAUUCGCAUCUUGACUUGGAUAUUGUAAUCCAGGCAAUGAACAGUGCUAAUGCUGCUCAAAUUUUGUUUGAUGGACAUGACCAUGCUGAGUCUGGGCCACUUCUCCUCAUUCUUCACAUGUUCUCUACCUUUGCAUGGCAGAUAUCUGCUGUAUCUGUUGCUUCCCUAUCAACUAUCAUUUACAUCAUUCUUCAGUUAUCUCGUAUUCUUUUUAGUUGGUUAUCCCACACCGGUAUAGAUGUUCUGUUCACCAAAGUAUUUAGCAAUUCAUUGAAGAGUAUUCACUUCCGCUGCUGUCAGCUUUUGUAUUGGCCGGUUUUUCUCCAGGAUCAAAACAUAAGGGAUUGGUCAUGUGUUGAGUUUGCAGAGAAAGCCGCAUCUCACAAGCACUCAAUAUGGUCAAAUAUUGUAUUUGAUUCUCUUCUGGGAAAUCUAGUUGGCAUUCCCCUGUGGUUUACAGCAGACUCUGCAUUCUUGUGGGUUUCAGACUUUGCACAUGACUUCACAGAUGGUUGGUUACGUACUGGGUGUGUAUGGCUGAUGGGGAAUCCAGCUGGUUUUAAAUUGAAUACUGAGCUAGCUGGGGUUCUAGGAAUGAUUUCUUUGAAUGCAAUUCAGAUUUGGUCUGCCCUUUGGGCUUUAAUUGGUUUUCUGUUCAUUCAUUUCUUCAAAGGACUUGCUCUAUGUGGGAUUCUUUUUGGUUCAACUUGUGCAGCAGCUCUACUUGUUGACAUUAUCUCUCUACUAACAAUGCAUGUUUUGAUUCUUCAUUUAUUCCUUUCACUUCUCUAUUCGACUCAGAUACAAGCAUUAUCAGCAUUGUGGCGCCUUUUCAGGGGUAGAAAGUUGAAUCCUUUGCGCCACAGAUUGGACAGCUAUGACUAUACUGUUGAGCAACAUGUAGUUGGUUCUCUUCUCUUCACGCCUAUAUUACUCCUCCUACCAACGACAUCGGCUUUCUAUAUUUUCUUCACCAUUUUGCACACAGCUGUGUGCUUCGUCUCCAUAGCUGUUGGGGCUGCCAUGUCUUUUAUCCAUUCCACUCCAUAUGCUAAAGUUUUCCUUUGGUUGAAGAGGAGGAAAAGAUUUCCAUCUGGGAUAUUGUUCAAAGUUGCAUUUUGUCAACAUUCUGAGACAGAAGCUUUUGCUGGCAAUGAUUCAUCCACUGUUAAUCUGCACAAAACAGCAUAUUCAAGCUGCAGUAGUAGCAAAUCCACGAUUUUGGUUACAUUUCUCGGCAGCAAUUACUUGAACUUAGGAGAGGUGGUCUGGCCACACUAUAAAAACUUUUAUUCAGCUUUCUCAAGGUCAGCUGUACGCUCAUCUGCUUACGGGCUUCUCACUGGGAGAAGCACUUUGCAUGCUGCUGCUCCUAGUCUCCCUAUGAAGCUGCCAUGGAUAGUGAUCCCUUGGAAAGAAUAUUGGCAUCUAUGCCGUAAUUCAGUGUAUGCGUGUAGAAAACAUCCUUAUCAUAUCCCGUUGCGUCAUUGAAGAGUCAUUCUAGCACUGUGGUUUUUCUCUUUGCCACCAUUAUCGAAUGCUGAGAUUUGCACAUAGAGACUCUCUUCUUACCUACUGAACUGGCGAGGAUUUGUAUUCUUUUUAGGCGAUAGCAUAGUCUACUUGUUAGGGUCGUUUUAUGACUUCAUUCUUGUAUAUAUAAUAUUUUUAUUCUCUCAAGCCUAAUAUACACACAACAUUGACAUUCCCAA